This is a messenger RNA of Sinocyclocheilus grahami, 510 nucleotides long. Its product is annotated as paired box protein Pax-7-like. The record is from RefSeq and is a predicted model, not a curated record. The transcript is spliced from 3 exons. NCBI's taxonomy places the organism in Eukaryota, Metazoa, Chordata, Actinopteri, Cypriniformes, Cyprinidae. The annotation marks the transcript as partial. Gene Ontology annotation, molecular function: DNA-binding transcription factor activity, RNA polymerase II-specific; RNA polymerase II cis-regulatory region sequence-specific DNA binding. Gene Ontology annotation, biological process: regulation of transcription by RNA polymerase II; anatomical structure development.
UCUCAACGCCUCUGGGUCAAGGUCGAGUGAACCAGCUCGGUGGAGUUUUCAUCAACGGAAGGCCACUGCCAAAUCAUAUUCGACACAAAAUAGUGGAAAUGGCUCAUCACGGCAUCCGACCCUGUGUGAUCUCCAGACAGCUGCGGGUCUCACACGGCUGCGUGUCCAAAAUCCUCUGUCGCUACCAGGAGACCGGUUCCAUCCGUCCGGGAGCGAUAGGUGGAAGUAAACCGAGGCAAGUAUCAACGCCCGACGUUGAGAAGAGAAUUGAGGAAUACAAACGCGAGAAUCCAGGGAUGUUCAGCUGGGAAAUCCGGGAUAAGUUGCUGAAGGACGGGGUGUGUGACAGAGGCACGGUUCCUUCAGGUGAGGCCUCUUCCGUUAGCUCCAUUAGUCGGGUUUUGAGAGCUCGUUUUGGCAAGAAAGAUGACGAUGACGAAUGUGAUAAAAAAGAUGAAGACGGAGAAAAGAAAACCAAGCACAGCAUCGAUGGGAUUCUCGGGGAUAAAG